Messenger RNA from Carcharodon carcharias (great white shark), 957 nucleotides. RefSeq names its product adherens junctions associated protein 1 (gene ajap1). The record is from RefSeq and is a predicted model, not a curated record. Gene Ontology annotation, molecular function: beta-catenin binding. NCBI's taxonomy places the organism in Eukaryota, Metazoa, Chordata, Chondrichthyes, Lamniformes, Lamnidae. The transcript is spliced from 4 exons. Bases 1 to 957 code for a protein of 318 amino acids. Gene Ontology annotation, cellular component: plasma membrane; adherens junction; cytoplasmic side of plasma membrane.
AUGCAUCCUGGGACACAAAUACCGGACAAGCCAGCAGGAGUUCACAAACACAAGUCAGCCACAGGCACUCUCUGUACCAACUGUGAGUCCAAACAAUCUAUGUCUUACAAAUUGGACCCUUCAGUCUCCACGGAGACCAGGGAUUCGGUAAAAUUGGCCUCUUUGAAAAGGUCAAGAAGGCAGAGCGAUCAUUUUGCGUUUGAUAAUUUUGAGAAACCCAAAUGCACUUCUUAUGACAGUGAAGGAACAGCGACUGUGAUACCCUGCGCUAUUGAAUGGGGCCCCACAAAAGAGGAGCUCUCGGAAUUCAGCAUUUUUUCAACUCCGACAGGCCUUUCCACCACGACAUUGACCUUGUUGCCCUCCACCAGAAUGACAACUGCCAGAACUACAACCACCACCACAGCCAGCACCACAUCUACCACUAUGCAAACCACCACAACCACACUCAGGAGCCCUAAGAUGGUAGUGCCUGAGCCAGGUACAACGGAACCGAACCUAAGCUGGGAGCUGAGCAACACAGCCAGGCCAUCCCGGAUAGGAGACUCAGGAGGUUUGGCUGUUCACCAGAUCAUCACCAUCACAGUCUCCCUCAUCAUGGUUGUUGCUGCUUUGAUAACGACAUUGGUUUUAAAAAAUUGCUGCGCAGAAAAUGGAAACGGACACCGAAAUAGUCACCAACGGAAAAUCAAUCAACAAGAGGAGAGUUGCCAAAAUCUGACUGAUUUUACCACAGCACGAGUGCCAAGCAACCUGGACAUAUUCACUGCGUACAAUGAGACCCUCCAGUGCUCCCAUGAGUGUGUCCGUGCAGCAAUGCCAGUCUAUGCUGACCAGGGCCUACACCAGACAACAGUCUAUAAAACCACAUUCAAUGGAAACCGAACACCCCCAUCUGAACGGCAGCUAAUCCCAGUGCCCUUCGUAUCGGAAAAAUGGUUUGAAAUCUCCUGCUGA